ACGUUCAUAUAAUGGAGCUUCUCAUCAGCGCAGGUGCGAAUGUCAAUGCAAAGGACCAUGUGUGGCUAACACCAUUGCACAGAGCAGCUGCUUCCAGAAACGAGAGGGCUGUGGGGUUGCUGCUAAGGAAGGGAGCUGACGUUACCGUGCGGGAUAAGUUCUGGCAGACACCACUGCACAUUGCAGCGGCCAACCGAGCCACGCGUUGCGUCGAGGCCCUGCUGCCCCAUGUGAGCAGCCUGAAUAUGGCCGACCGCACGGGCAGAGCACCCUUGCAUCACGCUGCUCAGAGUGGAUACCAGGAG
Sinocyclocheilus anshuiensis is the source of this 305-nucleotide messenger RNA. RefSeq names its product serine/threonine-protein phosphatase 6 regulatory ankyrin repeat subunit C-like. Lineage: Eukaryota; Metazoa; Chordata; Actinopteri; Cypriniformes; Cyprinidae. Gene Ontology annotation, cellular component: nucleus. The annotation marks the transcript as partial. Gene Ontology annotation, molecular function: protein binding. The transcript has 3 exons. The record is from RefSeq and is a predicted model, not a curated record.